Carassius gibelio (silver crucian carp) is the source of this 2775-nucleotide messenger RNA. It is a transcript of the gene s1pr3a, whose product is annotated as sphingosine-1-phosphate receptor 3a. The transcript is spliced from 2 exons. Gene Ontology annotation, biological process: G protein-coupled receptor signaling pathway. NCBI's taxonomy places the organism in Eukaryota, Metazoa, Chordata, Actinopteri, Cypriniformes, Cyprinidae. Bases 823 to 2022 code for a protein of 399 amino acids. The record is from RefSeq and is a predicted model, not a curated record. Gene Ontology annotation, cellular component: membrane. Gene Ontology annotation, molecular function: sphingosine-1-phosphate receptor activity.
GCAUUGCUAAAAACUUCAUUUGGACAACUUUAAAGGCAGUUUUUUUCCAAAUUUAGAUUUUUGGCACCCUCAGAUUCCAUAUUUUUUAAUUGUUGUAACCCUCUUGUACUUGCAUGUAGUGUAAAACACUAUACUAAGUCAAGUGCCUGAGGUCAUCAUUAUGAUGACUUGUACGAGGUUAGGUCAUUCUGCGUGACUUAACCCAGUAAUUUCCCAGUUGCAUGCGAUGCCAGUCUAAUGACAUAGGAAUAACACCGACAUCAGAGGAUGCUCGAGCACGUGCGUUCUUCAUCAUCACGGUCUGAAAUAUUAGCGCGCGCGCUCUUUCCAAACAAACUCAGUUUCAGAACUAUCCAAACACAGACGACGGAACGCUCACUCGCUGGCGCUGCCUGGAAAAAAUCCAAAGUCUUGUUGAGUUCCCGCCCAGAGUUUUGUGGAAAGGAGCGUAAUUUGGAGUUUAGGAUCACAACUCGCAGGUGAAUUAUUUUCAUUAAUAAUCUGACAACACUUUCAGUCAAGUCCCAAAACUUGGACAUAGGCUAGUUAGAAAGCAAACCGUUUCAAAUCGGGAAAAGUGCUUCAAGGAUAAACAGUUCCACACGUUUGGUCGUUGAGUAGCCUGUUGGAAGGUUUUCAUCUCCUAAAACCUAUAAAGUUUUAUUUAUUAACCAAAUAAACCAAGAUGUAGGUGCAUCUCUCGAGAUAUAUAACCGGAAUCAUAAUGUGUGAAGUGCUGGAGUCCUUUCCCAACUUUCUCAUCGGAAGGUCCUCGUAGACGCCAUCUGCUGUUCGAAAGUGCUUGUGGAGAUUGUGUGGAAAAUGGAUGACAAGUUUGAACCUGGAAUGAAUGUUAUUAUAGUUAACCAUUACAACCACUCGGGCAAGUGGGGAAAACCAAAAAGCACCAAUACAUACGGGACAGUCUUCAUCAUUUGCAUCUGCGCUCUGAUCGUGUUAGAGAACAUCACUGUACUACUGGCACUAUGGCGCAACAAGCGCUUCCACAGCCGCAUGUACUUUCUGAUCGGCAAUCUGGCACUUUCGGACUUGUUAGCUGGAGUGGCGUACGUAGUUAACAUCUUCACCUCUGGCAGCAAUACGUUUUUCCUCAGUACUGGUCAGUGGCUGCUGCGAGAGGGGAGCAUGUUUGUGGCGCUCAGCGCUUCCACCUUCAGCUUGCUCGCUAUUGGGAUCGAGCGCCACAUGACGAUGGUUCGUCUACGGCCAUGUGAGACCGCAGGUAGAGGGAGGUUGCUAGCUCUCCUGGGAGCCUGCUGGGCUGUUUCGGUCCUGCUGAGCGCCUUGCCUAGUCUCGGCUGGAACUGUUUGGGCCGAAUCCACACUUGCUCCACUGUCCUACCACUGUACGACAAAAGCUACAUAGCUUUCUGCAUCAGCGUCUUCUCUGCCCUACUAGCGGCAAUCGUGGUGCUAUACGUGCGCAUCUACCUGCUAGUGACGUCCAGCGGGCGUAGAGUGAGUUCCCGGCCAUCGGAUCGCUCACUCGUACUUCUGCGCACGGUGGUGAUAGUACUGGGAGUUUUUGUGGCUUGUUGGGCUCCACUUUUCUUGAUGUUGCUGCUGGAUGUGGGAUGCAGUCCAGAGCGGUGCCCAGUUCUCUAUGAAGUGGACUGGUUCAUCGCUCUGGCCGUGCUCAACUCCGCCCUCAACCCGCUCAUCUACACACUUUCCAGUCGUGAGAUGCGGGCCGCCUUCAUCCGCGUGUUAUGCUGCUGUUGCUGUCCAACACAGCUGGACUCUAUACCCACGGUGGCAGGGGCGGCACUCCCGGGAACAGUCAUCCCCACAGCGGAGAACAGCAAAUCAAGCAUGGCCGGGGCAUCAAGUGCUGCAGCGAAGUCCUCCAUGAUGCGAGGUAAAGUUCCAACCCCGUCAAACUCCCACCAUCAGCAUGGGGACACGUCGCCACCGGCUGUCACGCACUCCUCAGGGCCUGGUGACCUACUGUCCGCGGUGCUGGUUAAAGCUGGGGCGCUUCCUUCUUUGGGGAAGUUUUGAAAAAGAUACUAUGGGAGUCAGCUCAAACGAGCGUUGGAUUUUGAUAUUUCCCAAGAUGUCUGGCGACGGUUCCUUGCAAUGAUACCGUUCUUCAGCUCUCUGGGGAUUACAAAACUUGGGAUUUGCUUUCACACAAAAGGCAUCCAUUGACAAUGAGAUUUUAAAGAGCAACAGACUCAAAGAGAGACUGAACAAACACUGACCAAAGGAUACACAAACUGAUUCUACUUCUACAUGUAUUCAUAUUUAUGAAACUGAGCAUGUGCUGUGAGCACAUAACAUAGAGCCACUACAGAAUGCUAUCCCUCGAAAAUCUUAGGUGUGCAAUCUUUUCUAUUUUAUUUUAAUCAAAGUAAUUUGCAUGAAGGAAAACAUCUUAACAGUAUUAUACGCAUUAUUAUAGCACUCUGUGUGUAUGACUGACCUUUAACAUUUUCCCACAGUUUAUUACCAGACAAAAACAUUUUGAAUAGUUUGCUGCUCUUAUCUAUUACACAAGCUAGCUGUUACCAAAGCUGAGUGUUUUAAAAAAAGACUGUGGAUGUUUAUGGUUAAUAUUCUGUGGAUCGGUUUACAUGGCAGAAUGUAAGAUGAGGUUGGUGCAUUGUGAAUGUGUUGAAAUUUUGAUUGUUCUGUUCAAUAGUACUUGUUAACUGACAUAAAACUGCCAUAACAUUUAAAGUGUGACUAUAAUAUGUUAGUGUGAAGAAGAACAGGCAUCUUAUUUUGAGGUUGCCUUGUCGGAGCAGCUUU